Lepus europaeus (European hare) is the source of this 2052-nucleotide messenger RNA. Its product is annotated as kelch repeat and BTB domain-containing protein 7-like. Bases 1 to 2052 code for a protein of 683 amino acids. The transcript has a single exon. NCBI's taxonomy places the organism in Eukaryota, Metazoa, Chordata, Mammalia, Lagomorpha, Leporidae. The record is from RefSeq and is a predicted model, not a curated record. Gene Ontology annotation, molecular function: protein binding.
AUGCAGUCCCGGGAAGAGGCUCCGCGUCCUCACCGCCUCGCCAGCGCCCGCGGCGGGCGGCGGCCCGCGACGGUUUCCAAAGCCUCGGUUUCAGCCUUUUUCACGGGGCCAGAGGAGUUACAGGACUCGGCCCAUUCUGCAGCCCUGCUGGCACAGCUCAAGUCGUUCUAUGACGCGCGGCUGCUGUGCGAUGUGACCAUCGAGGUGGUGUCGCCCGGCUGCGGGCCUGGCAGCGGGCGCCUGUUCUCCUGCAACCGCAACGUGCUGGCCGCCGCGUGCCCCUACUUCCGGAGCAUGUUCACGGGCGGCAUGCACGAGAGCCAGCAGGCCAGUGUGACCCUGCACGGUGUGGACGCCGCGUCCUUCGAGGUCCUGGUGGAGUACUGCUACACGGGCCGUGUGUCCCUGAGCGAGGCCAACGUGCAGCGCCUGUACGCCGCCUCCGACAUGCUGCAGCUCGAGUACGUGCGGGAAGCCUGCGCCUCCUUCCUAGCCCGCCGCCUGGAUCUGGCCAACUGCACGGCCAUCCUCAAGUUUGCCGACGCCUUUGGCCACCCCAAGCUGAGAUCUCAGGCCCAGGCCUAUAUAGCUCACAACUUCAAGCAGCUCAGCGGGAUGAGUUCGGUGCGGGAGGAGUCUCUGGCCGACCUGACGCUGGCCCAGCUGCUGGCCAUUCUGCGCCUGGACAGUCUGGACGUAGCGAGUGAGCUGACGGUGUGCCACGUGGCCCUGCAGUGGCUGGAAGCCGCCCCGGAAGAGCGGGGUCCCAGCGCUGCCGAAGUCCUCAGGUGUAUCCGCUGGUCGCUCUUCACCGAAGGCGAUUGGAGCUACCUGGAAGGGCUGCUGACCAAGCCCAUCGUGAGGAAGUACUGCCUGGACGUCAUUGAAGGGGCCCGGCGGAUGCGCUCUGGUGACAUGUUGUGCAAGGCACUGGGGCCCGUGCCAGACAGCGGCACCAGCAGCAGGAGCAGCAGCAGCUCGCUUGUAUCUGCAGGAGAAAAUCCACCCCAGAGGCUGGGUAUGUGUGCCAAGGAGAUGGUGAUCUUCUUUGGACAUCCCCGAAAUCCCUUUCUCUGCUACGAUCCAUACUCGGGGGACACUUUCACAAUGCCUUCGCCGUUAACCACCUUGGCUCGCACUAAGACCAUAACUUCCUCUGCUGUCUGCGUCUCUCCAGACCAUGACAUCUAUCUAGCUGCCCAGCCCAGGAAAGACCUCUGGGUGUACAAACCAGCCCAAAAUAGCUGGCAGCAACUCGCAGACUGCUUGCUGUGUCGCGAGGGCAUGGAUGUGGCCUAUCUCAAUGGCUACCUUUACAUUUUGGGUGGCCGAGACCCUGUGACCGGAGUGAAGUUGAAGGAAGUGGAAUGCUACAGCGUUCAGAGGAACCAGUGGGCGCUGGUGGCUCCUGUGCCCCAUUCCUUCUAUUCCUUUGAACUCCUAGUGGUUCAGAACUAUCUCUAUGCUGUCAACAGUAAGCGCAUGCUCUGCUAUGACCCUAGCCACAAUCUGUGGCUGAGCUGUGCUUCUCUUAAUUGCAGCAACUUUCAGGAAGCGUGUGUCUUCAACGAUGAGAUCUAUUGUAUCUGUGACAUACCAGUCAUGAAGGUCUACAACCCAGCCAGGGGAGAGUGGAGGCGGAUUCAGAAUAUUCCCUUGGACUCAGAGGUCCACAACUACCAGAUUGUCAAUCACGACCAAAAGUUGCUGCUGGUUACAUCCACCAGCCCUCAGUGGAUAAAGAACCGGGUGACUGUGUAUGAAUAUGACGCAAGGGGAGACCAGUGGGUUACCGUAGGCGCCAUGUUAGGUCUUCUGCAGUUUGAGUCUGGCUUUAUUUGCCUCUGUGCUCGUGUUUACCCCUCUUGCCUCGUACCUGGUCAGAGCUUCAUCACUGAGGAAGACGAUGCUCAAAGUGAGUCUAGUACGGAAUGGGACUUAGAUGUGCUGAGUGAGCCAGACUCGGAGUCAGGAAGUUCAAGUUCUUUUUCUGAUGCUGAAGUGUGGGUGCAGGUGGCACCUCAGUGGAGUGCCCAGGACCAGCAGUGCUGA